AUGGGUCGGCGAGGGGCGGGGCGGGGUCUGGGUCGGGGGCGUGGUCCCCGGCGGGCCGCUCACUUCCGCCGGACGCGCGGCUGGGGGCGGAUGGAGGCGGCGCGGAGGCCGCGGUCGGGGCUGCGCAGCCGGAGGCCGUCCUCGGGGGCCGGCGGCCGCGGGGGGCCCCUCCCGGGGGAUGGCGGCGAGUGCGCGCGGCCGUGGGCGGAGCUGCUGCGAGCUGGGAGCGCGGAUCUGAGCCCCGACGGAGAGCUGCCGUCGCUGCCCGCCUUCCCCGGCCCGGAGCCCGGCCGGGGUCCCGAGCGCACCGCGCCCCCCGAGGUGUUCACCGUGGGAGCCCGGACCUUUUCCUGGACGCCCUUCCCACAGGCCCCGAGGGGAGGCGGGGACCCAGGCCGUUCCUACCGGGUGCUGCUUGGGGCCCGGGGACGCUCGGGGUCCCCUGCCCGGUCCCCGCAGCGACGCCCCGCGCCUCAGCCCCGCGGGAUCCCCGGUCCCCAGGAGCAGCUGUGGGAGGCGACCCUGCGGAGCUGCCCCAUGUGCCAGGCCAACUUCGCCCCCAGUCUGACCCCACUGGACAUUGAUGGCCACCUUGCUCAGUGCCUGGCGGAAAGCACGGAAGACGUGGCGUGGUGA
Molecule: messenger RNA, 636 nt
Organism: Odobenus rosmarus divergens (Pacific walrus)
Lineage: Eukaryota; Metazoa; Chordata; Mammalia; Carnivora; Odobenidae
Gene: FAAP20
Product: chromosome unknown open reading frame, human C1orf86
Exons: 4
Coding region: 1-636 (211 amino acids)
Biological process (GO): DNA damage response
Molecular function (GO): ubiquitin binding; K63-linked polyubiquitin modification-dependent protein binding
Source: RefSeq, a predicted model, not a curated record